Molecule: messenger RNA, 1909 nt
Organism: Tachysurus fulvidraco (yellow catfish)
Lineage: Eukaryota; Metazoa; Chordata; Actinopteri; Siluriformes; Bagridae
Product: zinc-binding protein A33-like
Exons: 6
Coding region: 368-1780 (470 amino acids)
Molecular function (GO): zinc ion binding; protein binding
Source: RefSeq, a predicted model, not a curated record
AUUCCUUGUGCAAUAUAUUUCCCAUAAAACAAAAAACUUUUUAAUAAUACGUCAUAAUGGGCAACAGAAGUAAAUACAAUAAUCAGUAAGAAAUAUAAAGCAUGUUUUGAUGAAUCCUGAAUGGUUUGUAACUCACUGGAGAGCAAAUCAAACAAACAGUGUUUUAAAUCACUUCAAUACUAAUUAUCAUGAAGAGCCUAGAAACUAAUUUCAUUCAGUUUAUUUGUAUAUCACACAGUGCCCUUCUGUCACUGCCCUCACAAACAGUUCUCUACCACACCACCAGAGGGCAUCAACUCCUGAAUUUUGAGCUCUUCCUUGGUGGUUAUGCUAGAGAGAACAACAACAGGAGCAACAGUAAAAUAAAAUGGCUUCUAAGUUUUCAGAAGAGGACUUCUCUUGUCCUGUGUGCUGUGAAAUCUUCAAGGAUCCUGUUGUUCUGAGUUGCAGUCACAGUGUGUGUAAAGUGUGUUUGCAGCAGAUCUGGGAGACCAAAGGAUCCAGAGAAUGUCCUGUUUGUAGGACAAAGUCAUCUAUGAGUGAUCCUCCCAUAAGUCUGGCCUUAAAGAACCUGUGUGAGACUUUUUUACAGGAGAGAAGUCCAAGAUCUUCAUCAGGUUCUGAAACAAUCUGCAGUCUGCACAGUGAGAAACUCAAACUCUUCUGUCUGGAUGAUCAACAGUUGGUGUGUUUGGUGUGUCGGGAUUCAAGAAAACACACCAACCACAAAUUCUGCCCCGUUGAUGAGGCAGCAACAGACUGUAAGGAGGAGCUCAAAACUGCACUGAAGCCCCAACAGGAGAAACUGAAGAUCUUUACAGACUGUAAACUGAACUGGAGUCAGACUGCAGAACAUAUAAAGAUUCAGGCCCAACAGACAGAGCAUCAGAUUAAGGAACAGUUUGAGAAACUUCACCAGUUUCUACAAGAUGAAGAGGCAGUCAGGAUCGCUGCACUGAGAGAGGAAGAGGAGCAGAAGAGUCAGAUGAUGAAGGAGAAGAUUGAGAAGCUGAGCAGAGACAUAUCAUCUCUUUCAGACACAAUCAGAGCCAUAGAAGAGGAGAUGAGAGCUGAAGGCAUCCUGUUCUUACAAAACUACAAGGCCACAGUGAAAAGAGCCCAGUGCACACUGCAGCAUCCAGAGGGGCUUUCAGGAGCACUGAUCCAUGUGGCAAAACAUCUGGCCAACCUGAAGUUCAGAGUCUGGGAGAAGAUGCAGGAUACUGUCCAAUACACACCUGUAACUCUGGACCCCAACACUGUUUAUAAUAAACUCAUUGUAUCUGAUGAUCUGACCAGUGUGAGACUCAGUGAUGAGAAACAGAAACUUCCUGAUAAUCCAGAGAGGUUUGAUCAAUGCCGCUGUAUCCUGGGCUCUGAGGGCUUUAACUCAGGGACACACUGCUGGGAUGUUGAAGUUGGAGACAAUACAGACUGGGUUGUGGGUGUGAUGAAAGAGUCUGUUCAGAGGAAGGGGGGGAUAAUCACCAAAAGUGGAAUCUGGUAUGUGCGGUAUUAUAAAGGUGAAUAUAAAGCAUGUUCUACACCACAGAUAUUCACUCCCCUCUCAGUAGAACAAAAACUCCAGAGGAUCAGAGUGAAACUGGACUGGGACAGAGGAAAGCUGUCAUUCUACAACCCUCUCACUAACACACACAUACACACUUUCACACACACAUUUACUGAUAAAUUACUGCCAUAUCUAUGUGUUUUUGCUAAACAAUGUCCUCUAAAGAUUCUCCCACUUCAGUGCUCUGUAAGAGUGGAUCAGAUCAGUUAGAGCUCAUAUUGUUUUACUUCAGUUUAUUAAUUAAAUUUUGCAGAUUAAAAGAUUCAGAUUCUUUGUGAAAGUUUGUUGAAAACACUGAACAGUUCAUUGUGAAACAUUUAUUAAAGUCUUGUGGCAUAA